Fonsecaea multimorphosa CBS 102226 is the source of this 1659-nucleotide messenger RNA. RefSeq lists its product as uncharacterized. The transcript has a single exon. Gene Ontology annotation, biological process: transmembrane transport. NCBI's taxonomy places the organism in Eukaryota, Fungi, Ascomycota, Eurotiomycetes, Chaetothyriales, Herpotrichiellaceae. The record is from RefSeq and is a predicted model, not a curated record. Bases 1 to 1659 code for a protein of 552 amino acids. Gene Ontology annotation, molecular function: transmembrane transporter activity.
AUGGAAACCUACCUCCAGUACCGCCGGAUAGGACGCACGAUCCAGAAGCAACUCGAGUCCUCCGACGCCGAAUCUGCACGCGAACUACCAUGCGUAUCCCGCCAGAAGACCAAAAUCGUCAAUGGACGGUCAAUACUCAUCGUUGAAUGGGACGGACCAGACGAUCCACAGAAUCCCCGAAAUUGGCCUCUCUUUCGUCGCGUCUAUGCGACACUCAUCAUAUCCGCCAUCGCUUUCAUGGUCGGUGCUGCGGCCCCAAUUGACGCAGCCGUUUUACCUCAGGCUGCCAAAGACCUGGGUGUCAGCCAAGUCGCAGAGACAUUGGCUGUUGGCAUCUUCCUGAUCGGUUUCGGUGCUGGAGCACUCAUCUGUGGUCCCUUCUCCGAGGUCCUGGGCAGAAGUGGCACAUACAUUGUCUCUCUCGUUUUCAUGUGCAUUUGGCUGAUGGCGUCGGCUCUGGCACCCAACAUUGGCGCCCAAAUCGUCUUUCGAUUUCUGGCAGGCUUCAGCGGCGCAUCUCCUCUCGUCUGCGCAGGGGGAUCGGUGUCGGAUAUGUUUACGCCCAUCGAGAAGACGUACAUAUUUCCCAUCUUCGCCAUCGGGGGUUUCCUCGGACCACCACUUGGUCCUGUGAUGGCCGCCUGGGUACCAACAUCGCCCGUCCUUCAUACAUGGAGGUGGGCAGAGUGGAUAGCGUUAUUCACAGCUGCGGUCGUCCUCCUCCUAGCUUUUUUCUUCCAGCCAGAGACGUUUCCACCGCUUUUGUUGAGUUGGAAGGCGAAGCACUUGCGGAGGAUCACCGGCGACGAGCGCUACUAUGCUGAACACGAAAUUGAGCGCAUACCACUCGCAACGCGGCUUAGGGUUGCCCUGCCUAGACCGUUCAUCAUGGCCUUUACCGAGCCGGUGAUCUUUUUGAUUACUUUGUACAUGUCGGUCCUGUACAUCAUCCUCUUUACCUUCUUUGACGGAUAUGACUUCAUCUUCCGAGAGACAUACGGCGUUUCCCAGGGUAUAUCGAACACGAUUUUCAUCGGAAUAGCUAUCGGUGUAUGCCUCGUUGCACCCUGGCUGCCUUGGAUGUAUAAGAUGACUAUACGAGCUCAGAAGACGGCCGAAGCAAACGGCCUAAAGCAGUUCGAUCCUGAAGUUCGAUUAUGGUUCGCGAUGCUUGGUGGCGCUCUAGCGAUACCCGUCUCGCUGUUGUGGAUGGGUUGGACGGCAUACCGCAGCGUCUCGAUCUGGUCCCCGAUCAUCGCUUCAGUCCUUUUCGGCUACGGCACUAUCAUGAUCUUCAUCAGUUGUUACAUGUACAUCAUCGACAGUUACGAGAUGUACGCGGCAAGUGCGCUAACAUUCGCCACGCUGGCUCGAUAUAUCAUUGCAGGAGGCAUGACGGUUGUGGGAGUGCCCUUCUACAAGAAUAUGGGUGUGCAUUGGACAUUGACCAUUUUGGCGGCCUUGAGUGCCUUGCUAGCCCCGAUGCCGUACGUGUUUUACAAAUAUGGGUAUAUCAUUAGGAGAAGGAGUCGAUUUGCGGUGAGUCGAGCAGCAGAGGAUGAGGACGUGCCCGUUCAGAACGAGUCUUCUGGUUCGUCUUCCAUGACCAUACCGUUGGAGGUGGACAAAGAACUUGCGGACAGGCCGGCGACUGAAUGA